AGCAUCUCCUAGUCGCAAGUCUCUUUCUGAGUGCAUUUGUCCUGUAAUUAUACUCAUCCCUAAUUCACGGUUUCUUCUGAACUUCUGAAUACACAGCGCAACCCUGCCCUGUAUCACUUGCUGACAGGCUCGUCAUUGUGCCUGGUCCAGACUCGCAUCGGCUGCUGCGCAAUAGUCUCGACCCCUCCAAGAGCCGCAAGGCUCGCGCGCGCCUUAUUUAUAGGUCACGAUCACGGGUAAACUGGUAUUAGUCGUCGCACACCAGGGAGAGCGAGGUCACAGCUGCUCACGAGGACGCCCCGAGUGCCUCACGUGUGUUGUCGCGUCGUGUCGCAGACCUCCCACACCCCGGCGCCGUCAGAUCCGAAUAGCCUCACAGGAUUGGUUCUCCCCGACGGCUUGCCCUGAUAGGGCCAACUAGGUCUGGACAGAGAUGGAGACUCUAAUCGGCAAGGGCAAGAGGCCCAAGUUUGAGCUUCACCUCAAAAUCUACGACCUCAACAAUGUCCCCCUGGUCUCGGGGUCCUCGUACAUCAAGUGGCAUCUGGCGCACUCGAUGCAUGCUGAGCAUCGAGGACGCACAGCGAAAUGUCCGAUUGCGAACCAUCGCGUCGACUAUGCCUUCAGCAAGACAAUUCCACACAUCAGGAUAGCCAUCGACAAGAACAACCAGCUGGUCGAAUGUCCUAUCGAGCUUGAAAUCAUCCAAGAGUUUGCCGUGACGGAAAAGAUGACGCUGGGCGAAAUUAAGUUGAACCUAAGUGAGUAUGUCGAGGAAAGCGAGGCUCUGCUGAAGAAUCCCUCAUCGAGGAGAGGCCGAUCAGGCAGCGUGAGUGUGAGCCCGCCGGCCGUUACGGAUGGGGAUGACGCGCCGGAAGGGAUCGUGAGGAGGUAUCUCAUGCAAGAGAGCAAGAUCAACAGCACACUGCGCAUGAGCGUUCUGAUGGUCCAGGUGGAUGGCGAACGUAACUACACGACGCCUUCACUGAAACCUACUGCCACCUUUGGCGGCAUUGCAGGCGUCGUUGCCCACGAGCCGCAGGUUGCUGAGGACAUUGGACCUUCGCCGAACAUAGCGAAACCUAGAGACGCUGCCGAUAUUCACGAUCUGUACAGGAAAACAUUGGCGGCAUCUUGGAGCAGACUGCCGUCAGAACUACCAGCCGAUGAGUGUAUCGAAGAUAUCUUUACUGGAGGUAAUGGCUGGCGAACCCACCAGAACCAGCAAAUUUCAACGUCCAAUUCCAACUCCAACUCCAAUUCGGAUGAGGAAGGGGACGGCGGCCAAGGCACACUCCGGCCAAGCGAUCUGAGACGUUUUGGGAGGCAUCGUGGUCUGAAGACGACAACACCCGGUACCAACGCGACGUCUCACCGGCCCCACAACCCUUUCCACUCUCAUCGACGACAUGGCAGCGCCGCCAGUGAUAAGAGCACGGUGACAGUGACCGCACAACAGAAUGGCGUUCAUGGAGGACCCGCCAAGGUUAUCCGGUUACCACGCGCUGCUGUGGAUGCAGCGGAGGCGGAGCUGGGGAUGGAUCGGAGUGACAGUCAGACGCCAACCAUGGAUAGCGACCGCCCACGCUCGUCAUCCAAGAUCGAGGGUGUCCACGCGAGGUACAUGAGGGAGAUGGGGGAGUCGGAUGUACGAGAUGAUCUGAUUGCCUGGAAGCUACCGAACGGGGUGGCGUCUUAGUCCAUCCAAGCUGUCGUUAGUUGUGUUAGAAAUCGCACUCCAGACAAGGCCGUGUAGUACGGCGGAUUGCUUGUCACACAGGUGUUUGCACGCUUUGGAAGUCACGUUCAAACUUCUGUGAGAUUCUGAAGCCCUCAACGUUGCUAGUCUUGAAAUUGAGAAACUUACUGUGUUAGAUUAUCU
Emericellopsis atlantica is the source of this 1882-nucleotide messenger RNA. Its product is annotated as N-terminal C2 in EEIG1 and EHBP1 proteins-domain-containing protein. NCBI's taxonomy places the organism in Eukaryota, Fungi, Ascomycota, Sordariomycetes, Hypocreales, Bionectriaceae. The transcript has 3 exons. The record is from RefSeq and is a predicted model, not a curated record. The coding region runs from base 434 to 1699 and encodes 421 amino acids.